CGCACAGCCCUUGUGUCUGCCAUUCUGUUGCACAUAUAUACAUAUUCUUCUCUUUACCAUUCCAACUUGUUUCCUGCUGCAGGUCUGGGCUUAUCAAGUGCUCAUUCACAGCGUCUUUUUAUAAAAACUGAUAUUUGGUUUUUGUCUUGUUUCAGUCGCUGCAGCUUUUCACAAUCAUGAAUAGCGAAUCUCCAAAUGGGUCCGAGAUCUCCAACUCGACUUGGAUAGAAUGGUUUCUUUCACUCCGUGGUAACGAGUUUUUUUGCGAAAUUGACGAAGAAUACAUUCUGGAUCGGUUCAAUCUUGCAGGACUCCAUGCCGAAGUCAAAUACUACAGCCAGGCAUUUGAACUUAUUACUGACUCUUUGGAGGACGAAUUAGAUCCUGCGAUGUGGGACGAAGUUGAAAAAUCUGCUCGACAUCUAUACGGUCUUAUCCAUGCCAGGUUUGUCAUCACCAACCGCGGCCUUUCCAAAAUGCUGGAAAAAUUCAAAGCUUGCGAGUUUGGGCGGUGUCCAAGAGUGUUUUGUCAUAACCAGACCGUUUUGCCUGUGGGUCUUUCUGACUCGUGCGGUAAUAAGGGUGUCAAGUUAUAUUGCCCACGAUGCGAAGAUGUCUAUUCCCCCAUUUCAAAGAAACAUGCUGCGGUAGAUGGUGCUUAUUUUGGUACUAGUUUGCCGCAUCUACUGCUCCAAAUGUUUCCAACUAUGGCUCCGCAAAAAACCAUUGAGCGAUAUGUGCCUAGGAUUUUUGGGUUUCGUUUACAUCAAUUUGCAGAAGAGCAGCGGAAACAGGACCAUAUUAGAGAGGAUAUAGCACGAAUGGCACAGGGAUUUGAAGAGUAACCCUGCUUUACUAGGAUGCGGUUGAGGGGUGCGUGCAUUAAACAGUGCAUUAGAUCCGAUUGUAGACAUGAUAUCUUUGGUCCUUUUCGACUAAUGUCAACCUAAUCGUCUGUUUUCUUCAGUUCAUCCAUUGGCUUGAUUUUCACCACUGCCAACAUUGUCUCUGAUAUUUGGUUUAUUCCUAAUUAUGCCAUUCAUCUCAUCUCUUGCAUUUGCACUCUACUUUUUUUCAUUCGCUCCUAAAUUUGUUCGAUAUUUACUACACAUUAAACAUAUUUGGAUUUCAACGU
Batrachochytrium dendrobatidis JAM81 is the source of this 1135-nucleotide messenger RNA. RefSeq lists its product as uncharacterized. The record is from RefSeq and is a predicted model, not a curated record. Gene Ontology annotation, molecular function: protein kinase regulator activity. The coding region runs from base 177 to 845 and encodes 222 amino acids. Lineage: Eukaryota; Fungi; Chytridiomycota; Chytridiomycetes; Rhizophydiales. Gene Ontology annotation, cellular component: protein kinase CK2 complex; cytoplasm. The transcript has 2 exons.